GAGGGAGGACUGGGCCUGGCGGCUGCGGUUCCGGGAAUCCCUCCAUUGUGGCCCUGAGGAUCGAUGCCUGUCCCCGCCCCCGCCCAGCCCCAGCUGGUGGAGCUGCGGCUCUGGGAAGAGCCUUUCCCACCCCCUUCGGCUCCAACAAAUGAAACCUUCGUUUUUGUUUUUGUUUUUGCUUCCGAGAAUCGCUUCCCUGUGCGCUCCUUUAGCCGAGCUACCUGUAAUCCAGCCAGGCCUGCCUUGUCUUCUUCCUGGAGGUCUAAACUCGGGAUGAAUUAUUAAGAAGGCUCCUGAGGGUGCGGAACCUCCUGUGAUCAAAGGAAUCUCAUUAGCGUUGGGUAGCGUGCAGUCCAGGAGAGGGAAUAGGCCUCUCGGGCGGUAUGUGCGUGGAGAUCUGUUCAAGUUCGCAGAGACUUUUUUUUUUUUUUUCUUUUUGAGGAUCGUUUAUAAGUAGAGUAUAAAAGAGGAAAGUGAUUUGGUUUAACUUGUGUUGUUUGAGAACCAGAAAUCCAGACGUACCUGGUCUGCUCCUCACAGCCCUGCUGUUUCUGGAGACCGUGUGAUGACAAAGGUGGUGGGCAUGGCCACAGUUCUGGGCCCCAGGCCACCCGAAGAGUCCAUGGGGCCUGCAGCUAUGAAAGUUGAGGAGGAUGAUGAAAAACAGAAGUGUCGUCCUAGCCUGGAGACGUUCCGCCAGCGCUUCAGGCAGUUCGGGUACCAUGAUACCCCUGGGCCCCGAGAGGCGCUGAGCCAGCUGCGGGUGCUCUGCUGUGAGUGGCUGCAGCCUGAGAUCCACACCAAGGAGCAAAUCCUGGAGCUGCUGGUGCUGGAGCAGUUCCUGUCCAUCCUGCCCCGUGAGCUCCAGACCUGGGUGCAGGAGCACUGCCCUGAGAGUGCAGAGGAGGCUGUCACUCUCCUGGAAGACCUCGAGCAAGAACUGGAUGAGCCAGGACUACAGGUCUCGGCUUCUCCAAAGGAACAGAAGCAGGUUUGGGAGAAGAUGCCGACUUCAGGACCUACCAUGGAGACUCCGAGCAGUACCCAGACUCAACCUGUGGAUGCCAGCCCCAAGUACGAGUUUUGGGGGCCCCUAUACAUCCAAGAGACUGGUGAGGAGGAAGACUGCACUCUGGAUCCAAGAAAGCGUCAAGGUUGCAAAUCAAAUCUCCAGAAGGAGGAGGAAUCAGGAGAUGAGCAGAAAAGUUCUGAAGAAGAGUCUCAUGCAGAUGGACUCAAAAGGGAUAUCAUCCCUGUGAUUAUUGCCAAUAAGUAUGGGGCCAGGUCAGAAAGGCAGUGGGUCAACAACCUUGAAAGAGGAGCAAAAACCCCUCUUCGAGACACAGGUUCCAAGAAGAGGGCGGAAUCGGUGUCUAAAUCUGCUCCAGGAGAAAAACGUUAUAUAUGUGCAGAGUGUGGGAAAGCCUUUAGCAAUAGCUCAAACCUCACCAAACAUAGGAGAACUCACACCGGGGAGAAGCCUUAUGUGUGUACAAAAUGUGGGAAGGCUUUCAGCCACAGCUCCAACCUUACCCUUCAUUACAGAACACACUUAGUGGACCGGCCCUAUGACUGUAAGUGUGGGAAAGCCUUCGGGCAGAGCUCAGACCUCCUUAAACAUCAGAAGAUGCAUGCAGAAGAGGCGCCCUAUCAGUGUAAGGACUGUGGGAAAGCCUUCAGUGGGAAAGGCAGCCUCAUUCGACACUAUCGCAUUCACACAGGGGAGAAGCCCUAUCAGUGUAACGAGUGUGGGAAGAGCUUUAGUCAGCACGCAGGUCUCAGUUCCCAUCAGCGCCUGCACACAGGAGAGAAGCCCUAUAAGUGUAAGGAAUGUGGGAAAGCCUUCAACCACAGUUCAAAUUUUAAUAAGCAUCACAGAAUUCAUACUGGUGAAAAGCCCUACUGGUGUAAUCAAUGUGGGAAAACCUUUUGUAGCAAGUCAAAUCUUUCUAAACAUCAGAGAGUCCACACUGGAGAAGGAGAAGUACUGUAAUUGUCAAGUGUUCUGGCUUUCGUUUUUGUAAACUUUAGAAUGUGAAUGGUAGGGAGAAGCUCUGUAAUGCAGUAAUGUUUGGUGGUAGGUUUUGUUCCAGUCAUCAAGGAAUGCCAUGGAGCUCUGCAGUGGCAGGGCAGACCAGAGGUCUGCAGAGCAGCAGUGGGCUCCACACUAGUCACCCAGCAGGGUCUCUCAUACUUUAGGUCCCAGUGAACCAUGCCAACAUUGCCUUCUGCAUAGUUAAACUGAUGUGUGUCCAAUGUAGUUAAGGAAGAAACACUGAAAUUGUUUAAUUGUUUUAAUGUGUAUUCCACGGUUGUAGUUUGUAAAGAAUUGAGCCACCUUUAACAGUCUGUUUCAGAAUAAACAUACAUAGCAUCA
Molecule: messenger RNA, 2377 nt
Organism: Nannospalax galili (Upper Galilee mountains blind mole rat)
Lineage: Eukaryota; Metazoa; Chordata; Mammalia; Rodentia; Spalacidae
Gene: Zscan21
Product: zinc finger and SCAN domain containing 21
Exons: 4
Coding region: 566-1993 (475 amino acids)
Biological process (GO): regulation of transcription by RNA polymerase II
Molecular function (GO): DNA-binding transcription factor activity; RNA polymerase II cis-regulatory region sequence-specific DNA binding
Source: RefSeq, a predicted model, not a curated record